GAGGUGCCAGUCCCAGGCGCGACGGCUCCGGCGAGGACCGGAGAGGGACCCUAGCGCCCGGAGCAUUAUGAGCCGAGCGCAGGGCGGUAGCAGCGGCCCCUGCAGUUACCAACGCCGGCGCCUCCCGAGGCCCCUCUCCAGGUCCUGCCGGCCCAUCAUGCCCAUCUCGGGGCAGCGGGGUGCUCCGCGCCUUCUCUCCCGCCUCCCGGGUCCCUUCUAACCCGCUCGGGAGUGGCUUCGCGGUCAGUCGCGCCGCGCCCCCCGGGGAGGCGGACCCGCGGUGCGCCCCGAACCCCGGCUCGGCCCUUGGUUUUCCAGCUGCGUCCCCGCGCUUCGCGGCCGCCCAGGGCGCCCAGUGGCGAUGGGGGCGCUGCUGGCGCUCUGCCUCCUCCUGGGCUGGUUCUGCUGGAGCCCGGCAGACGCCCAGCCGUCCGGAGAGUACUGCCACGGCUGGGUGGAUGUGCAAGGCAACUACCACGAGGGCUUCCAGUGCCCGGAGGACUUCGACACGCUGGACGCCACCAUCUGCUGUGGCUCUUGUGCCCUGCGCUACUGCUGCGCCGCGGCCGACGCCAGGCUGGAGCAGGGCGGCUGCACCAACGACCGAGGGGAGCUGGAGCACCCGGGCAUCACCGCGCAGCCUGUCUACGUCCCGUUCCUGAUCGUCGGGUCCAUCUUCAUCGCCUUCAUUAUCCUGGGCUCUUUAGUGGCCAUCUAUUGCUGCACCUGCUUGAGACCCAAGGAGCCCUCCCAACAGCCAAUCCGCUUCUCGCUCCGCAGCUACCAGACAGAGACCCUGCCCAUGAUCUUGACCUCCACAAAUCUCAGGGCUCCUUCCCGGCAGUCCAGCACAGCCACCAGUUCUAGCUCCACCGGAGGCUCCAUCCGCAGGUUCUCCCUGGCCAGAACGGAGCCAGGCUGCCUGGUGUCCUCCCCACCACCACCUUAUACCACAGGUCACCCAAUCCACCUGACCCAGCCGUCUGGUUUCCUGGUGUCCCCCCAGUACUUUGCUUAUCCACUGCAGCAGGAACCCCCGCUGCCCGGGAAGAGCUGUCCGGACUUUGGCUCCAGUUGACAGGCCAUGGACAUUAAUCCUCCGUGGAACAGGAGACCAGAGAGGCAGAGAGCUGCUUGUUGCAAGUAUUUAGAAGGAAAUUCUCCGGAUGCACAGCCACAUUGUGGAGGAAAGUGCUAGGAAUCUACAGCAAUCGUGAUUGUUCAGGUUCUUGGGUCUCAGUCACAGAAUGGAAUUAGGUGGAAACACUGAAUUCUGGUAUUAGCUCAAUCUUUUUUUGGCUUAGAAAACAGUGGCCAUAACAUGUCAGUGGUCAACUUUAACAUUGACUGAGCACAUGUUAUUGGACAAUUCCACCAGACUACUUAGUAAAGGGCUAAUGUGUUCUCCUUUUUCCAUUAUAAGUUAUUUGGUGAGUUUUAAUAUGAAUAUAUAUCUCAAUAAGGAAAAUUGAAACCCUGAUAAGAAUUAUAGAAUGUUCACUUUAAAAAUUAACUACUAAGUAAACUAAGGGGAUGGUGACAACUUAUUUUAUGAAUUUUUGAAAGCACCUAACCAUGAAUAAUAUUAAUCUCAUGAGAAUUGCUUCUUUUUGAACUAAUAACUAAAUUUUGUUUAAAAUAUAAGAGGUUUUACAGAAUUUAAGAUUCCAGUAACCAUGGGAGUUUAACAUUUAAAAUGUUUAUUCAGCUAUUCAUUGUAACACAGUAUGUAAAAGCAUUUCUCCCAGACAAGGGAAUAUUUAUUGCAGACUUUAUGUUCAGCAACCUUUUAGUGUUUAGAUAGAAAUUGGGCAGUUCGGUUUUAAACAUUUAUUUGUAAAAUGAGUUAUGUACAAAUGUAAAAAUUUGUAAUUUAAUCUAUUUGCCACAUUGUCGGUACUAAUGAUCUACUAGUCACACUGUAAUUUUUAUGUUAAUAACCGUGGAGUUGAAAAUCUACCUGUUGGUUAUAAUUGUCUAAUAAUACGUAUCUUAAGUGCCACUGAAUUUCACGUCUGAUGACUACAUAUUUGGACAAUUUCCUGCUGCAUUAGAAUAAAUAAAAUAUGUUUUCGUGAAAUCUA
This is a messenger RNA of Sorex fumeus (smoky shrew), 2084 nucleotides long. RefSeq names its product shisa family member 3 (gene SHISA3). Lineage: Eukaryota; Metazoa; Chordata; Mammalia; Eulipotyphla; Soricidae. The transcript is spliced from 2 exons. The record is from RefSeq and is a predicted model, not a curated record. The coding region runs from base 362 to 1078 and encodes 238 amino acids.